Mytilus trossulus (common blue mussel) is the source of this 4440-nucleotide messenger RNA. Its product is annotated as thioredoxin domain-containing protein 11-like. Lineage: Eukaryota; Metazoa; Mollusca; Bivalvia; Mytilida; Mytilidae. The transcript is spliced from 14 exons. Bases 65 to 2569 code for a protein of 834 amino acids. The record is from RefSeq and is a predicted model, not a curated record.
ACGGACUGAAAUCUCGUAUUCAACGUGAUCUGACGUGGAUGUAAACCAAUGGCGAAAACAACACAUGAGGCCGAUAAGGGGUCUCAAAGCAGUAAAGUGUUUCGGGCGUUGGAUGGCUAGAUAUUCAAGAAUAUGUGUGUGUACAAUGGGGCUUAUUCUGUCCCUACUUGCACUACUCCCCAGUUUGAGGCAAGCUACUUUAACAUCACCAGCAAAACUUCCUCGCCGAUUUUUCCCAGCUGGAUCAGCGGUUAUAGACUUUCCUUAUGGAAACAUGAAUCCCAUAGUGGACCUCCUACAGAAAGAAGAGAUACUAUUUGUAAUGUAUUAUGCUCCUUGGUGUGCCCAGUCUGUUAGUGUUAGAGAAGAAUAUCAAAAGGCAGCUAAAUAUUUGAUUGAUAAGGUAAAGUUUGUUGGCGUGAACUGUUGGUGGCCUGAGGGAAGCUGUCGGAAUACUUAUAAAUUUCUCAAGUAUCCAGAAUUAUAUGUUUAUCAUACCAAUCUAGAUGGCUUCAAAUUUAAUGGUAUUCCCACAGCUGAUGAACUUGUUAGAUUUGUAGAAGAUAUUUUAUAUCCAAUCACCUUAUUACAUUCUGUCGAGGGUAUUAAUAACUUUUCAGCUUUACAUGAUAAUGUUGUGAUUGGUAAUUUUGAUAUGUCAACCCCAACACCGCCAGGGUACAAAACCUACUAUAUAUCUGCUAUGAAGAUGAUUGAGUGGAAUCAUCUUCAGCCAGUAAAAUUUAGUAUAGUCAAUAAACCAUUAUUGUCACAGCUAUUGGGAAUGAAUGAUACCAAACAGUUUGUUAUACUCAAUUUAAAUGGAUCAUUUAUUUAUCCAACAAAAAAUAAUUUUACUUCUGACAGUAUUGUCAAGUGGAUUAAUGAACACAGGUAUGAGAACUUAGUGAAAUGGAUAUCAGUACCUGGACACAAGAGUCUUCAAUUAUCUACACAAUUAAACCGGGGACCAGUUUUAAUGGUCUUUGCUCCAGUGAAUAGGCUGCACACAGUGGACUUCUAUUAUCUCAUAUUGAGAGAAUUAGUAUUACAGUACAGAAACUGUCAUAACAGAACAUUUAUCAUUUUAUUGGAAGGUUUACUGAGACGAAAGAGAGAACACGCUAUGAAAUCAUUGGUGCUACCCAAAGACUGCCUUCCUCCUUAUGUUAACAACCUGUCAUGUUGUGUAUCGUUACACCGCCAAAAACAUAUUUGUGAACUUUGUAAACGAACGUUUGAUUAUCAAGUCAAAGACAGUUGUCAAUUUUCGCCAUCUGAAGAAGACAUUCCCAAAAGAGGAUUUGGAAAUUAUAGAGCUCCAUCUUGUUUGGAUUCUUAUCAACAUUAUAAUGUGAAUGAGUAUCGGACGUUGAUAUGUAAACAAUGUGAUACUUUAUCUAGUCAUUCCUGUACCAUCAGACGUAGUUCUGAUCCUUAUGUAAAUAAACUUGUCAAUAAUUUUUCAAGGUCAAAAUGUAAAAGACUGUCCUUCCAGAAAUCACUGUACCUUGAUUCGGAACAGAAGAUCCAUAGUUCUGACAUUGAUCGGGAUUCAGUGACUCAUGAAUUUACGGGUUUUAAAUGUCACAGUAAUAAAACAGUGAAUGUUGUGUUAUUAGAUAAAAACAAACAUCAGGCAUUUUUAGACAGACUAGGUACAUAUGUACCAAAUGAGAGUAAUAUUUCAGUAUCUGUGAUUAUUGAUAAACAAAAUGAAGUCCAGCAUUUUCUAAGGCAGCCAUUUACUAAGCUUAAUAUUGCCAAUUUUGUAAUUAACUUUACCAGAGGUGACCUUCCUCGUCACUUGAGGUCAGAGGUUACCAGUGGGUCAUGUGUAAGUGAGGUGUGUGUGUCUGAGGCUACAUCAACAACAUUCAAUAGUGAUGUUAUGGAGGAAGAUAAGGAUGUGAUGAUGCUUGUUUAUUCUCCAUGGUGUGGAUUUUGUGCCAGUUUUGCUCAUAUUUACCUGAGUCUUGCAAGAUAUUUUAAAGCAGCCAAAAAUAUUAUAUUUUCAAGAAUAAAUGGAGACAACAAUGAUUUACCAUGGCAGUAUACAAUAGAUAGAUAUCCUACUUUACUGUUUUUCCCAGCUCACAGGAAAGCCGAGAGUGUUAAGUAUCCCGAGACAUUACCACUGACUUUACCAAACCUGAUCAAGUUCGUAUUACAUCAUACAACACACGAUCUCAGGAUGGACACAGCAGUGGAUGUCUGUACAAAGUCAUGUAUUGAGAAAAAUCUACGCAGAGUAUCAGAGGCUAUCGUCCUUAACAUAAAGAGAAGACAACUGUUACAAAACCAUAUAGAAAAACUUAAACUUCAGUAUAAAACCAGACAGACUUCAGUUAGAUUUAAAUCAGGUGUCAAAGUUUUAAGUAAAAGACUAAAGAAAAUUGACAAGCAGUAUAAAAAUGCUUUUAUUUUGUUAAAAUUUCUUAAAAGCUCGCAAAAGAUCUUAGAUAAAGACAAAUUAAAAAAUGUAUUAGAAAGUAAAAAUAAUAUAAUAAUUGAAAAAGAUCUUUCUCUGAGUUCUGUAGUCAGAUAUGAAGUGCAUGAUGAAUUAUGAUAUAUAGAUUAUAUUAAUUAAAUUCUAUCUAAAUGUGAUCAGACAUGAGAGAGGUUCAAUUUAGAUGGAAUGGUCACCUUCCUCUCCUGAUUAGAUUUGUAAAGUCUCAAUCAUUGACUACAUUUAAGCCUGCCAGAAUCACUUGAUUUGUUCAUCAGUAUAGAGUGAAAGAUUUACAAGAUUUGUGCAAUAAUGAAUCUGAUAUGAGUUUGGAAUGAUUUUAUUAAUUGUAAAUGAUCAGACGAUAUACCCACAUUAGUCAUAGAGGAUUUAAUAGAUUACCUUAAUAGAUGAUCGUGGAUAAGGGAUUUUCUCAGAUAAUUUGCUCUCUAAGGAGAAAUUCUUUUAAUUAAGUAUAAUCAGUACCUCCAAUGUCGAUUAUUUUACAUAUCAUUUAGUAUUACAUGUAUAUUAAGAGUCUUCCAAGAUUAACAACAAUUUUACUUUCUCGGAAUUGUAAUUGAAAACCUCUCCUACGUUUAAAAGUAUAUAAUCAUUUUCAGUUCGGAAAUUGGCAAAUUAUAUCAGAUUUCUUCAACUAAGAUUUUGUACACUUAGAAAAGUAAAGAUCUUCAAUUGAUGUAAGUGAUUUUGUUCAUCCAUCUGCAUUUUGCAGUAGAAAUUUGUACAAAUUACUCCUUGAACCACUUACAGGAUUAUCUUGAAACUUUCAGUAAAUCUUCAUUACCUUGUAGCCAUGUAAACUCCAGUUUUCCCAUUGAAAAAACAAUGUUAUCCUGUUCUUGACCGCUGUAUCACUUGAUAGCCAAUUUGUUUGACCAUUAGGAUUAUAAAUUGUACAUAAUAGUACUUGUUGAUAUUAUCAAUAACUUGUUUAUGUAUAAAUGUGUGAAAUGAAGGGUAAAUAACUUUUUUUGGACAAAAAACCAAAACUGGCAUUAGUUCAUUUUGUAAAUCAUUCAUGUUUUCUCAUUGCAAUAUUUUACUUGCAUAUGGACAAUCAAGCCUGACUGUGACUGUCUGAAUGUUUGUGAAAGUGUGUGUGGGUUGCUUGUUAUCAUACAACACAUUGUGUAAGAGUAAAUCUUUUUCAGAAAAGGAAAGUAUAUACGUCGAGACAAAUUAAAAAAGAAAAAUCAAUUCAUGCCAAAUAUUUGUAAAUUUUUAAAAAGUGUAUUUACAAAAAGUAUCUAUUUUGCUCAUUAUUGUCAUCUGCCAAAAUGUAUGGUUUAUUACUGUGUUUUAUGAAUAAUUCUUAAAAAAAAAUAUGGUUUAUUAUUGUCUUUUAUGAGUAAUCAUUAAAAAUUGGAAAGACCUGCUUUUAAUCCAGAUAUUUUAGUUCACCUGGCUGGAUAGGACAGACCUAUUGCCAAUAUUAAGAUUCCAUCUAUCCCAGCUGCAAGCAAGCUAAGAUAAAUCCUAUCUUCUAAAACUAGGAAAUCUAUACACCAACAGACUGACAUAAAAAGAACUUUACCUUUCAAAUUUACCAGCAAGUUGCCAAAAUAAUUAGAUAUUUCUUGUAUAAGUAUUUGUUUUUUGGGUGUAAGACUGUGUUGACAUAUAUGCUUAAAAAUUCUUCUGACUUUAAUAUCUAUAUUUCAGUGGCUGUUUUAAGGAAAGCGUAUUGCCAAAGUAUAUUCUUUAGUUUAUAAUUUUGCCUUUUCACAGUUUCAGCAAACUGAUCUGCACCACAAAAUCUUUGACAUUUUUUAUUCUAUCGCUUUCAUGGAAAUAAGCGAUGACUUUCACAAUAAAAUUUCCCCAAAUAUAUUGUUCACUUCAAACCCCUUCAGUUCUUUUAAAAUAAACCAUUCAAAUGAUCUUUAUUGUUUGGUUACAUGGACCAUACUGAUUUAUUUUCAUAUAACAUAUUAGAUGAAUAGCAAUCCUCAAUCAAUAAAUAUACG